Molecule: messenger RNA, 344 nt
Organism: Paramecium sonneborni
Lineage: Eukaryota; Ciliophora; Oligohymenophorea; Peniculida; Parameciidae
Source: the annotation of a GenBank genome assembly
UAUUUUGCAAAAUGUAUCAAUUAUGGUAUAUAGUAUCUGGAUUUGUUGGUUAUUUGUUAUAUGAUGGAAUAAGCAAGAUAAUUAAAGAGUUUCUAAUUCAAUCUUUAGAAGUUGUCAAAUUAAAAUUAAGGUCUCUGAAAUAAUGGCUGAAGUAACUUCAUUUGCAUUUGUUUAUGGUGCUGUUGAUGUAUUAAUUACAUUAGUAGCUUAAUCUUAUUCAGGAGGGAUAUAAGAAACAAUUUUUCAUUUUAUUUAGUUUUUCUGUAGUAUUGGAAUUUUUUGAUUACUAAAACAUCUAUGUCUCAGCUUAAAAUACAUCCUAUGUAUUUUUGAUGAAACUUUGA